UAUUACCACGCUAAAGGGAAGAAGAAGAAGAUGACGACGGUGGCUUCACCUUGUUUCUCUUUCCUCAUCAAGAUCUUGCUUUAUGUCUCUCUCCUUUGUCUUCUGUGCGUCGUCCAUGGAGCUGAUGAGAUCACCGUCCCAGUCAGCUCUCUUUUCCCUUCUCCCAACUGCAAAGCUUCAACUUCCAAUGUGAACUCCACCGUGAAGCUGGUUCAUAAGCACGGUCCGUGCUCCCCACUUUUCCAGGGCGAACCUGUGAACCACACGCAAUUACUGCUUGAAGACAUCGCCAGGGUGGAGUGGAUUGAAUCCAAGUACUCUGGCGCCGACGCCACCAACAGCCCAAAAGACUCAGCCGUCAGCCUCGAGGCCAAAUAUAGUCCUAACGCCGCAGGCUACUUCGUGACAAUAGGUGUUGGCACGCCAAAGCAGGACCUGACCCUCUUGUUUGAUACGGGAAGCGCGCUCACGUGGACCCAGUGCAAACCAUGUGCUGAGUCUUGCUCUGAGCCAAUCUUCGACCCCUCUCGGUCUUCAUCCUAUGCCAACAUCUCUUUCUCUGAUCCAUCUUGCCUUCUGCUUCGUUCUGGCACUGGUCAUAAACCUCUCCCCAGCGGUUCCACAUGCAGUUACAGGGCGACGUAUCUUAGCGGAGCCUACUCGGAAGGUUUCUUUGCAACAGAAACUCUGACGUUAUCACCAAUCGACGCAAUCACCCGCUUCAAGUUCGGGUGCGGUCAGAAAAGCGAAAAGAUCAAGGGAUUUGCUGGACUGUUGGGGCUCGCCCGCGACGAGAUUUCACUCUUCGGUCAAAGCGCGACCAAAUAUGGCCGGUCUUUCUCAUAUUGCCUCCCCCCUUCAUUGAGCUCCACCGGCUACUUAACCUUGGGCACGGGCAGCAGGACAUCCGCCUCGGUCAGCUUCACGCCAUUAAUAACGAUCCCAAGGAGGCCACUAUUCUACGGCAUCAAGAUAACAGGAAUCAGUGUCGGAGGCAAACAGCUCGAUAUAGAGGAGACCGUGUUCUCAACUGCUAACACUGUCAUUGACUCAGGAGCCACGUUCACGCGAUUGCCCACUAAAGCAUACGAUGCCCUGCGCUCAGCUUUCCGGCAGGGGAUGUUGAAAUACAAAAUGUCCGAUCCAACUCCUACCCUCGACACUUGCUAUGACUUGCGCGGAUCCACCAGCAUCACUAUCCCAAGGAUCAGAUUCUCCUUCAGCGGAUCAGUUGAGGUCGACUUGGACCCUCGCGGUGUGUUGUUUGGAACCAAUGAAAAAAUGUGCCUGGCGUUUGCACCGAGCCACCCCAACACGGAUCUCAGCAUCUACGGGAACGUACAGCAGAGAACAUUCGAGGUGGUGUACGAUGUGGCUGGAGGGCGGAUUGGUUUCCGCGCUAAAGGCUGUUCCUAAUCAUUGUCUUGGAGCUUCCAACACUAAAGGGGCAGAGGAAUUUGCCCGUUAUAAUGUACUUCAAAUAAUGUCCUAGACAGUUGAAUCGAGGCAUGUAACAUCUAUCGUUGCG
This is a messenger RNA of Syzygium oleosum, 1528 nucleotides long. Its product is annotated as aspartyl protease family protein At5g10770-like. The record is from RefSeq and is a predicted model, not a curated record. Gene Ontology annotation, molecular function: aspartic-type endopeptidase activity. Bases 31 to 1416 code for a protein of 461 amino acids. Gene Ontology annotation, biological process: proteolysis. Lineage: Eukaryota; Viridiplantae; Streptophyta; Magnoliopsida; Myrtales; Myrtaceae. The transcript has 3 exons.